This is a messenger RNA of Paramormyrops kingsleyae, 1459 nucleotides long. The record is from RefSeq and is a predicted model, not a curated record. NCBI's taxonomy places the organism in Eukaryota, Metazoa, Chordata, Actinopteri, Osteoglossiformes, Mormyridae.
CCCAAGAAGAAAAUCAAAUAAAAAUCUAAUUUUGGCUUAACAUUAUGUUUAAUGUUUAUACUUUUUCCAUUUCAUUACAAAACUGAAGGCAUUUGAUUCAGGCUCCCAUACCUAUACCACAGUCAACCACUAGGAGUGAUAGAUAUUUUGCCUCAACUCAAUUAGGCUAAGUCAACUUUAUUUAUAGAGCACUUGAAAAACAAACACGGAGGAAGUGACAGGAAAGGGUCUCUUAACAGAGGUGGAUCUUUUAAUAGAAAUGUCAAGAAGUUCCAUUAUUGAAGAAAGUCUCGCUAUAUAUUCCAGUUAUCGCCAGUUGAUGAAUCGAGAAAUUAGGUAUAUACCAUGUUUCUUUAAUAGGCCUUUGGGCUCCCUUAUCUUUGAGGAAAUUUUCCAGUUCAUAAACAGAGCAUCGCACUCUGCUGGCAUCCUUUAUUAUGAAUCUCAUGGAAAUAUACGCAGGGUGACUGAAUAUAACAUUUCCACAUACUCAUUAUUAGAAUUUUUGUUCAAAGAGAGGAUUGAAAUGAAACGUGAAAGCAAAUAUACAGUCUCUCUCACUAAAGAAGAUUGGCAAGGCUUUCUGCACCGUGCUGCAGUUUGUUACAUUUAUGUUAAGGACCACUCGACAGCUACAGGCUUCUUGCUGUUUGAUCGUUAUAUACUCACAAAUGCACAUGUCAUUAAGGAUAUUAUUAACAAAGGAAAUUUACAGGUUUCUGUCAUGUUUACCUUUGAAGACAUGAAGGGUGGAACAUACUUCAUGUCUUCAAAGGUAAAACCAGAAAUUGUUGCUGGCGGGUUCGAUCAUAAUUGGCAACAAAGCCUGGAUUUUGCUUUACUGGAGCUGGAUCUGCAGGAGCAUGAGGUUCAGAUACUACCUCCUGCUAUUCUAAGUACAUUUGGACCUCCCUCGGGGAUGGAAGAGAUCUACAUUAUUGGACAUCCUGGUGGCGGGGGAAAAACGAUUGAGCUAUGUGACAUUACUGAAGAUCCCAUGUAUUUAGAGGGUAGAAUAUUCAGGUAUAAAACAAAUUUCACAGAAGGGUCCUCGGGCUCCCCAAUCUUUGGGGAUAGUUUACAGUUGCUAGGCAUGCACACUGGUGGCGACAAACUCAGUGACGGAAGCGCAAUUGGGUUCGGCAUUCCCAUGACGAUUAUAUUAGAGAAUUUGCUCCUGCAGUUGAUAGAACAAAAUAAACAUGAACCUCUGUUAAAAUUUAUCCUUGAAGCAGGGAAGGGUGAACAUACCAUUGGGCUCAUUGCCAAAAUCUGGCAUAUGUUAGGGAGGCAAGAUGUUGAGGGUGUUUUACCAACUUCCAUCACUAUUCCAUCACUUCAUCUCCCUCCUACUUAUGCUGCCAUAGCCAUAUCUGCCGGAGCAUUGCAAUUCAUAUUGCACUCAUCUAACUUUUAGCACUGCCUAUAGUCUCCCCUACUUUGACUAAUUGCAUUUAUU